Coccinella septempunctata (seven-spotted ladybird) is the source of this 3687-nucleotide messenger RNA. RefSeq names its product inositol hexakisphosphate kinase 2 (gene Ip6k). Gene Ontology annotation, molecular function: inositol hexakisphosphate kinase activity. NCBI's taxonomy places the organism in Eukaryota, Metazoa, Arthropoda, Insecta, Coleoptera, Coccinellidae. Gene Ontology annotation, biological process: inositol phosphate biosynthetic process; phosphatidylinositol phosphate biosynthetic process. Gene Ontology annotation, cellular component: nucleus; cytoplasm. The transcript has 7 exons. The record is from RefSeq and is a predicted model, not a curated record. Bases 1060 to 2469 code for a protein of 469 amino acids.
GUUGGUGGUCAUACUAGACUGAUGGUUCUAAAUCCUGGGACGAUAUGCAAACCUCUGAACUACAGGGAAUUGGAAUUCUAUCAGAAUAUUCAAGAACAAGACAUCAAAAUGUUUGUACCUAAAUAUAAAGGUAAGCAGAGUACAAUAAAUCAAAAAGUGGAGCCAGGCAAAGACUCUCGAUUUAGGAUAGCAGUGCCCUCUUUAGAUUUUUCUCCCAAAUGUAUACACAAACCUCCAAGAUGAUAUCAUGUUCAAAUUCUUUUUAUUGUCAAAGUCAAAACUGUAUUGAUGGAAAUAUGAUUUUCAUUUUGUCGAUACGAGACGGUGAAUGCUAACUUUGGAGGAAAGUUACAGUUGAAAAUGAUGUUAUCUUGUACUAUGGUUACGUUAGGAUUCAUUAGCAUUGUACCAACAUUAUCAUGUAACCUUUGUAUAGAAGCUUUGAAACUGAAAUAAAUACUGAAGAAAAAAAUAACUGACUGAUUUGUGGUGCAUGCUUAACACUCAUAAAAACACCGUUUAUUUUCUUGAUAGAACGAUUCUUUUGUGCCAGAGAAAAACGUUAUUUACAAUUCCCUUUUUUAGUUUCAUGUAUCCUUGAAAAUUUUGUUAUCUGUAUAUCUGUUGUACGAAUGGAUGAUUCUGUUUGCAAAUAAAGCAUGGAAGACUAUAUUUACUAUUUAUAUAGUUAUUUUCUUGUGUGAAACGACUCCCAAAUUUUUCAAAAUUAUCUUAUUUUUCUUACUCAUUUAAAUUAUUGAAUAAGAGAUUUUAUGUUGGUGAGGUAAGUAAUUUUUCAAUUAAAUCAUAAUUUCUUGAUGAAUAUGAAGUCACAGAAUUGAAUUUUUCAACUCUGGAAGAUGUUUGCAGGCAGGUUGUGUGUUUGAAAAAUUUCACUAAUUGUUUUUGCCUCUCCUUCAGUAUUUUGUGUACUAGGAAACUUUAAUUAUCUGUUGAAGGAUCAAUUCUGUGAAAAUUGUAUGAUUGACUGGGGGGAUUAUAUUCUUGGUUAUCCCAAAAUCGUUUCCUUGUUUUAUUGAGGGUUUCGCCUGCCCUGCCAUGGAGUGGCUGACAGACGGACUGGCCAAUGGCACCCAAAGCUACCAUGAGAAAACGCAACUACGUGUCGAUAUAAGGGGAGUGAUGCAAGCGACUUUAUGCAGUGGUGGAAAGAUGGACAAAAGGUACAGUCCUAGUUUUCGAGACGAUACUUCCAGGAAUAAAAUUGACCGAAAAAGGAAAAGGGAAGAUGUUCUGAAAAUGAAAGUUCAUCACACUGGAAAUCCGAAAGAUGUUCUGAAAAGCAUUUCCCAUGCAGACAACACAAAUAAACAAUACUUCUUGAUGCUUGAGAAUAUAACUUCAAAAUUCACUCAUCCAUGCAUACUUGAUCUCAAAAUGGGCACCCGACAACAUGGAGACGAUGCUUCGGCUGAAAAAAGGUCUAAACAAAUGGCUAAAUGUGCAGCCAGCACUUCGGCUACUCUAGGAGUAAGACUAUGUGGAAUGCAGGUAUACCAAGCAAACAAUGACAAAUAUAUGAAAAGAGACAAAUAUUGGGGAAGAGAGUUGAACGAGGAGGGUUUUCAAGAUGCCCUCUGCACGUUUUUCGACAAUGGUUUCGGCUUACGAGUGUCAGUUAUAAGAAAGGUUAUAGCAAAACUAGAACAGCUGCGAGGAAUAAUUGAAAAACAGAGUUCCUAUAGGUUCUACUCUUGUUCUUUAUUGAUAGUUUAUGAAGGCAAAGUUGACAUUCCGUUUGUACCUGAACAUUUGGAUGAUUUGGAUACCAGAUCAUCAGAAGAUAACAGCCGAGAAGUCCCAUGUUAUUAUGAUGCUGAUACAAGCAGUUCCUCACUUGAAUUCAACUCAAGUCAAGAAGAAGUGUCCCAAGAUUCACAUCAAAGGAGUUUUGCAGAUAGAGCUGCAAGGUGUAUCAAAUCUAGUAAUUUUUUAAUUUCCGAAGAAACGGUAUUCUUAGAUACUCCACCAGUGCCCCCUAUCCGAACUUCCAGCCCCGUGUCUGUUGAUAGUUGGAUGAUGUAUUCAAACAGCAGUAGCGAUGAGUAUUCCUCAUCCGGAAACUGUAACGACGGAAGUUCGAAUGAAGAAACAUCAGACGUUGAACCAACUCCCCCAUACAGGAGUAAACAGAUUAGUAACCUUCAAUUCAGGAAUCUGGAUAUAGAAGAUGAAGAUGCCUUAGCCCCUAAUUGUUCACGCAGUAACUACACCAAACGACCUCGUGUUAAGAGCAGAAAUAGUUCCUUGGCAUCUGUUAGCACUCUUCGACAAUCAGUUCCAGAACCAGCAAAUGUGGAUGUCAGAAUGAUAGACUUUGCGCACACCUCAUUUGUAACAAAUGAUUAUAAACCUUUACCCAACGCCAUACAUCACGGUCCAGAUGGUGGAUUUCUACAAGGACUUGAUAGCCUCAAAAUGCUGCUUUCACAACUUUUGGAAGGUUGAUCGUGAUCUUGUUGAAAGUAUUAUUUGUAUAAUGAUGAAUGUGCGACGUCUAACUUAAGUCCAAGUCGCGCUUCUGUCAGGAUGGUGCAAUGCUGAAAAAUAAUUAUGAUCAGAUUCAACAACAGAAGAUACAAUAGUUUUUAAGAACUUGGCUUGUAAUUUUCAAUAUCUCCCAGUGAUAUAGAGUCUUCGAACUCUAUAGACCAUAAGAUUGGCAAAAAUUUAUGUGAUAAAUAGAUUAGGUUGAAUAGUCCUCAUUCGAUGAGGACAGUAUGAAAUGCUGAAUUGUUAUUUUUGCAUUCCUGGAUGAAACUAGUUUCCAAAAUAUUUUCAGAAAUGAAUCCAAAUGCUAAACGAGAACAGAAAAUUCGAAAAUAUUCAGCUCAAAAUAAAACUGAUCAUAUUCUUCAAUGAAGAUUUUGUUCCAGAAGUAAGAAUCUGGAGAAAUGUAGAAGGAAAUUCGAAUACUAGAUUCUGCUGGACACUAAUUUUUUAAUUGAAAUAUAUUCAAAUCAAAUCGAAGUUUAAUUCUCACCCAGGGACAAACAUUUUUUUAUUCGAAAUGAAGUGAUGUAACACAUUGUAUAUACUUUAAGGGAGAAUAAGUAUUUGUGAAUAAUUUUAAAUUUAGCUUGAUAAACAGUAUUCUUGUACAAAUUAAGAGCCUGAAAGACGGUUGACUGACCUGAAAUCUUUGUUUUCUUUUUAGGUAGAUGAAAAAUUUAUGCUUUUUGAAACUAUUAUAAUUCCUUCGUGCAGUUUACUCGAUUUUCUGACAUUCCAAAAUUUGUACACAACAUUUCACUUGUAUAAUUUGAAAUCUCCAAACCAAAUCAUGCUGCAUUUCGACUUAAUUCUGACAUACAAAUACUCAGUGCAGGCAAUAACAAAAUGUAAAAAUACAAACCUAACCUGAAAAAUUCGAAUUUAGCACUAUGAAUCCAAUACAAAUUAUAAUAUUGAAUAAAAUCUCUUCGGCUUUUUGUUUGAUCCGUCAUUUUUUGAUUGACUCGUGCAGUUUGUUGGUAUUUCAAGAUUUUUAUUUGAAAUUUUGAAAAUUUUCUUUUAUUCCCAUAUUGGGAAAUUGCAAUGCUUCAAAGUAUUUCAAGCUACUUCAGAAAACAGAAAACUGGUUUGGUAAGUUCUGGUCAUAUACAUAUAUAUCAAAUUGUUUCAUCUUCAAGUUGUAAUAUUGUUGAAUUAAAAGAAUUAUAAUAC